Laetiporus sulphureus 93-53 is the source of this 2148-nucleotide messenger RNA. RefSeq names its product kinase-like protein. The transcript has 9 exons. Bases 1 to 2148 code for a protein of 715 amino acids. Gene Ontology annotation, biological process: intracellular signal transduction; peptidyl-serine phosphorylation. Gene Ontology annotation, molecular function: protein serine/threonine kinase activity; ATP binding. The record is from RefSeq and is a predicted model, not a curated record. Lineage: Eukaryota; Fungi; Basidiomycota; Agaricomycetes; Polyporales; Laetiporaceae.
AUGGUGGCGAUUCCUCCUUCGUCGCCGGAGCAGGACCCGUCUGCGCAAAAUACCCCAUCACUCGCGGACCUUAGUCGAAAUGCUUCCGUCAUAUCGUCCUCGUCCAGCUCCAGUUCUACUUCGGACUUGACUGUGCAGACUCCUCGUCACCGUCCGCGUCCUCUCCGUAACUUCUCAUCACCGGGUAACGCUGCGCGCUCAAGGAGCCCACAGUCACCCACUACCCCGCGUGGAUCGAGACCGCCAGCAUACCUUGCGCGAGAGCUAGGUCUUGCGGAGGCAGAAGGCGACCUAAGACCGCCAUCCCGCCCUCACUCUACGUCGCGCAGCAGCUCUGCCAGUGGGCGCGCCAGCGCAUGUGCGGAUGACUUCUGGUUUCUCGAGCUGCUUGGAGAGGGUUCAUAUUCCGAAGUCGUGCACGUCAGGCACAAAGCGACCGGGGAAGAAUUUGCCAUCAAGAUUAUCAAUAAGAACCAUCUCAAGAAGUACUCAAAGGUGCAGACAGCCAUGGCGGAGAAGAACGCGCUGGUAAAGCUUGGUGCUGUUCACCCGGGGAUUGUGCGGCUGCACUCUGCAUUUCAGGAUCAAACAGAUCUAUACUUCGUCCUGGAUCUGGCCCCUAAUGGGGAACUCCAGUCGCGAAUAUCCAAUCUGGGCUCGCUCUCUACCGAGUGCACACGCGUUUAUGCCGCACAACUAGUCGAUGCGCUAGGGUACAUGCACUCGCAAGGCGUGAUCCAUCGUGACCUCAAGCCCGAGAACCUGCUAUUGGAUGACGCCUUCCGGAUCAAGAUCACAGACUUUGGAACGGGGAAAGUUCUGGGCUCGGGAGGCGAACGCGCGAAGACAUUUGUGGGCACGGCACAAUAUAUAUCGCCGGAGUUACUCGAAGACGGCGAGACGAGCGAAAGCUCCGAUUUCUGGGCCUUGGGCUGCAUCGUCUAUCAAAUGAUUACAGGACGAUUUGCGUUCCAGGGCCUGUCGGAAUAUCUGACUUUCCAGAAAAUCAAGCAGCUCGACUAUUCUUUUCCCGAGGGCUUUGAUGAACAGGCGAAGGACCUGGUCCAGAGGUUGCUUGUGCGGGAUCCCGCGAAGCGAUUGGGUGCAGGUCCUCUUGGGAGUGAGUAUGACAUGCAGGCGCUCCGUUCACAUCCCUUCUUCGCUUCGAUCAAUUGGGGCACUCUGUGGACGGACCCAGUACCACCUCUAGAGCCUGGGCUCUUCAAGAAGCAGCCGAAAGCAUACUCUAAUGGCUCAAGUAUGGACUGCGGCACGGCCUGGGACAGCUUGGUUGGCAAUCAAGACGGAACCAUAGAUGAGGGAAUUCCAUGGGCAACUGAUGAGGAGACCUCCUUCUUAUUUGGUUCUGGAGCGAGGUUCACGAAUGGCAAUGUCUAUUCAGAGGAGGAGGGACCGAUGGGCGAGCAGCGUCCGUACGCGUUCCCACCCAACCUUGAUCACAACAAUGGGGAUGCGGACGAUACCCCAAAGUUCAUGACGCGUGUCGACAAGUCUGACACUUCGACGGUCCGCUUCACAGGCAUGCCUUCGGCAAGGACUGCCGUCUCUGAUGAUGACGAGUUGCCGACUGGCGGCCAUCCUAUCCUCGAUGUCCCGGGCGUCCCGUCGGUCGUGAAGGCGCACCCUAUUGAUGUGCCUGCGUCCAAGGAGGCAGUCGUGGACUCGUGCUCUACAGGCUCUGCAACCAGCUCCUCAGAUGGAAGUGCAGUCGAAAAGCUUGGGGCAGCGAUGGAGACAAGCGGGAUCGAUCGGGGACGGAGUCGCGACCAAACGCCCUUGGUGGGCAACGGUAUGCUUGCGGAUUCAGACUUGACCUCACUGUUGUUACCCAAUGAAACUAUCCUGUUCAACUCGAGUGUGGAAGAGACCGGGCCGAAGCGACGGGCUAGCCGACUGUUUGCGAUGGCCGUUACGCCGAGGAAGAUCAAGUCUCGGGAACUGGUGUUGACGAAUCAUCGGCUGCUUUGCCUCAAACACAAGCCAGGGCGCGCUUAUAAGAUCAGGACUGAGCUACAUAUGCGACCAUUGGAGAAGGAGACGGAGAAAGACGGCCGUCAGAAAUUAAGCAGUGUAGAACCUAAGGGCGACCGGGAGUUUGUUGUAGUGACGAUCUGCCAGAGCUUAUGA